AUGGCCCGGCAAUACGAGUUCUUCGUGACGACGACAAAGCCACAUCUCCCAAACGGAGCCGAACGGGGCAUGAUCCGUCGACUAGUUAUGCGCAACUUCUUCGAUACGAAAACACCUAUGCCGCAGAUGGAUAUUCCAGAGCAAAGCUCAGCAACUACUGUCAUGGCAAGAAACCAACUAAGUAAUCGGUUUCGAAUCCAAAGAUCAACACACGACAAUGCAACAAAAGGCGGAAAACUAAUGUUAAGGAAUGGAAAAGGCAGAAGCAAGGGAAAGAGACGUUUGUCGCCUAUAGGGACGACAGAGGCCUAUUCCAUGGAUCAAAUAACAAGAAAAGGAUACUAUAUGGAAAAAGAUGCAAAAGAAAGAUCGAGAGAGGGAACAGUCGAAUCGGUACUGAAGAUUCCCAAGUUACGGAUAGAUCCAAGCGCUCACCGUAUCGAUCCUUUUGACAUCUUGCCGAUACCUGGGACACGACAUUUUGAUAUGUUAUUUCAGCUAUAUAAAAGUGCGCCUAAAACUAAUUCCAUUGCGAUUGACGCAAAGAACACAUGGCCAGCCUGGGCCAUCCAUGACGCUGGCCUCUUACACGCUACGUUAGCAACGUGGGCGAUAUACGGUGUGCUCGCAAAAGGCCUCACCGAGCUACAUUGCUGUCAUCUCAAGCACAAAAGUGACGCAAUCAACGCUAUUAGUUCAAAGCUCACGGAGCCUGAUGGAGUCGUCUCAGACAAGGUCAUUGGCACUGUCUUGACACUUGCAAAUUUUGAGAAUCUUUUCGGAGCAUACGAUACCGCUCAAAUGCAUUUAAUGGCUCUAAAUCAAAUGUUGACUGCGAGGGGAGGUUUAUUCGCGAUAGGGCACAACGAUGGUUUGCUGCGCGGCAUUUUAUGGACAGAUUUCCAUACCGCUGCUGCUUUCCGGACACCACCUUCAUUCCCGCUUGUGUGCCUUGAUCCAGAUGCACCUCUACUUCCCGACGAACUCAUGGAAGAAGCGGCGUACAAAUCACCCACAUCACCGCUUCAGUUGUCACUUGCUGCGACAGAGUGUUUCAAUAUCUUUUACCGGUUACACCGAAUCGCCCUGGCCAUGUCCUCGCAUUGGUCGGGAAAGGUCUCCCGACUUACGCUAAGCAACCUCCUCUACCAUAUGCAACACAUUGUUCUCUCUGUCCCUGAUCGAUCGCGUAACUUUAUAGAGUUUGACAGAGAAGUCCAAGCCGGCAGGAAUGAGGGCGAAGAGGACCAAAGGAAGAGGGCAGACGCAGCAAGUGUGGUCGAGGGUCUUCUUGCUGCAACUCUCAUCUUUGUGUAUAGUGCCUUGCGGGGACUACCGAACAAUGCAAAAAUAUUUUCCAUUCUCCUGGGUCGGCUGCGCAUUGCCAUCGAUCGGCCCGGAACUUCAGUCGUAGAGGUAUGGGGGCGCGAAAAGAACCUGAAGAUGCUAGUCUGGGUGCUGGUGGUGGCAUGUUCUAUUGUAACAUCGGAUGAAGAUCGCGCUUGGUGGAUUUCGAAGCUUUCUGACGUGUGUGGUAUACUGGGGAUUGAACGCCAGGUUGAGCUGGAAGAUGCCAUGCAACAUAUAGCCUGGAUUGAUAUAUUUUUCAAUCUUGGAGCUUCCAAGGAAGACACGCAGGGCACAUUCAAGGUUGAGCAAAGACAUAUCGGAGGAGGAUAG
This is a messenger RNA of Bipolaris oryzae ATCC 44560, 1680 nucleotides long. RefSeq lists its product as uncharacterized. The transcript is spliced from 5 exons. The record is from RefSeq and is a predicted model, not a curated record. NCBI's taxonomy places the organism in Eukaryota, Fungi, Ascomycota, Dothideomycetes, Pleosporales, Pleosporaceae. The coding region runs from base 1 to 1680 and encodes 559 amino acids.